Messenger RNA from Hyaena hyaena (striped hyena), 1253 nucleotides. RefSeq names its product N-methylpurine DNA glycosylase (gene MPG). The transcript has 5 exons. The coding region runs from base 235 to 1182 and encodes 315 amino acids. Lineage: Eukaryota; Metazoa; Chordata; Mammalia; Carnivora; Hyaenidae. Gene Ontology annotation, molecular function: alkylbase DNA N-glycosylase activity; DNA binding. Gene Ontology annotation, biological process: base-excision repair. The record is from RefSeq and is a predicted model, not a curated record.
CGAGCACCGGGCUCCGGGGCGAGAGUCUCCCCGGAGACGGACAGCCAGUGGCCGCUGAGCGAGAACCGGGGAAGCCAGUAACGUGCGCGCCGACCCCCGACGGGCGCUGCGGUCCCCACGCGAGCGCCCACCGGCGUGUUGGCCCCGGCGCGGCUGCUCCAUCUGCCCUUAGGAAGGUCGAGACCCGGCCGAGGUCGCCAGUGAGGGCUGGGAGGAGACCCCGACGCCGGUUAAAUGUUGUGCACUCAGACCCAGCUCGGACAUCCCCUCCCCAGGGGCCAGCCUGCUCCAGAAGUGACCCUGCGUUGGCCCAGGGGGCCACUUUCUCACGCUCCUCGCUCCAGUACAUUGGUUACUUUUCUACAGCUUUCUCGAAGACUGGGGCAAAAAAAGCAGCGACUGUUGGAGGCAGCACGGCAGCAGAGCACAACAGACGGAGCCCAGACGCCUUCCGCCGUGGAGCCCUGCUUGGGGCCGCCGGCAACCCGGGGCCCCCAGUGCAGCAUCUAUUUUUCAAGCCCCAAAAGCCACUCUGCACAACUGGGAUCUGAGUUUUUCGACCAACCUGCAGUCCCCCUGGCACGGGCAUUCCUGGGACAGGUUUUGGUCCGGCGACUUGAUGAUGGCACAGAGCUCCGCGGCCGCAUUGUGGAGACGGAGGCGUACUUAGGGCCAGAGGAUGAGGCUGCCCAUUCGAGGGGCGGCCGGCAGACCCCCCGCAACCGUGGCAUGUUCAUGAAGCCCGGAACCCUGUACGUGUAUAUCAUCUAUGGCAUGUACUUCUGCAUGAACGUCUCCAGCCGAGGGGACGGUGCGUGCGUCCUGCUGCGAGCGCUGGAGCCCCUGGGGGGCCUGGAGACCAUGCGGCGGCUUCGUAGCACCGUCCGCAAGGGCGCUGCGGGCCGACCCCUCAAAGACCGUGAGCUGUGCAGCGGCCCUUCCAAGCUAUGCCAGGCCCUGGCCAUCGACAAGAGCUUCGAUCAGCGGGACCUGGCCACGGACGAGGCUGUGUGGCUGGAGCGCAGCCCCCCAGAGUCCAGGGAGCCAGCCGUGGUAGCAGCAGCCCGAGUGGGCAUUGGCCACGCAGGAGAGUGGGCCCAGAAGCCCCUGCGCUUCUACAUCCGGGGCAGCCCCUGGGUCAGUGUGGUGGACAGAGCGGCUGAACAGAAUGCACAGGCCUGAGCAAGGGCCUGCUCGGACAAGGCUUUUUAAUUGUUUAAAAACCAAAUAAAUGCUUUACGUCUAGAAAACAG